This is a messenger RNA of Exophiala viscosa, 1928 nucleotides long. Its product is annotated as WD40-repeat-containing domain protein. Bases 70 to 1842 code for a protein of 590 amino acids. The record is from RefSeq and is a predicted model, not a curated record. Lineage: Eukaryota; Fungi; Ascomycota; Eurotiomycetes; Chaetothyriales; Herpotrichiellaceae. The transcript has a single exon. Gene Ontology annotation, molecular function: U3 snoRNA binding; protein binding. Gene Ontology annotation, cellular component: small-subunit processome.
CUUGCGUAUAUCACCCUACAACGAGCGAGGCGAGAUUGCUCUUGCCCCGGUGUCUCAUUCUCAUACGAGAUGUCUUCCUUCUUCACCGUUCCUGCCUCACAGAGGAAACGUAAGCGGCCGACAGAGACCCCAGGCAAGCCUAGAAAAAGACGGGAGGCGGACGGAACUGAGGCGCGAGACGGACGGGUGCAGCGGUCUCAGCGCAACGAACCACGUCCUCGAGAGACAGAAAGGGACGAGUCGAUCUCCGGAAGCGAUUCGGAAGAGGAGAUAGAGCCUGAGACUGGCGAUGAGUCUGAAGCCACGUCUGAAGAAGGCGAGACGGCCGCGGAGCGAAGAGUACGACUUGCGCAACGCUACCUUGACAACAUCAGACAUGAGGUAGACGAGGUCGGCUUUGACGCGGAAGAUCUUGAUAAAGACUUGAUCGCACAGAGACUAAAGGAGGAUGCGGACGAGGCAAAGGGCCGGCAGUUCAGACAAAUUGCCACAAAUCUGGACUUUACCAACGCCACACACAGCACGUUCAAAGCUGAUACACAGAGCACGACUGGCGUCGCUGUUUGCCAACCUUAUGCAUACACUGUGAGCAGGGACAAAACUUUGAUAAAAUGGCAAUUACAAAAACCAGCGAUCGGUGGGGACGACGCCACAGCACCGAGACGACGACGCCCGAAGCAGCUCAAGUAUGUACGAGGCAUCCAGAUAAGAGCAUUGGCACCUCAGCAACAUGGACACACCGGAGCAAUCCUGAGCGUGGCAGCCUCGCCAGACGGGAAAUAUGUGGCUACCGGAGGAGCGGACAAGAAGCUCAUCGUCUGGUCCGCCGAAGAUCUACGGCCUUUGAAGACUUUCACAACACAUAGAGAUGGAGUUACCGGUCUGGCUUUUGCGCCCUCUUCGAAUACGGAGUCCGGAUUUGGGGCACAACUUUUCAGCGCAAGUAUGGACCGGUCUCUGAAAACGUACAGCCUUGCUGGAGAGGACAGUCUAGCAUAUGUUGAGACUCUCUUUGGUCAUCAAGAUCACAUUGUAGGUAUCUCCCCGGUGUCAGUGGACCAAUGUGUGACAGUUGGUGCUCGAGACCGGAAAGCGCUGUGGUGGAAGGUGGUGGAGGAGUCCCUCACCAGGUUCUUGGGCGACAGUUCAAGAAAUGACGAAUACCAGACGGGCAGUCUAGAUUGUGUGGCAGCCCUCCCGCCAAACAGUUUUGUCACUGGGUCGGACUCUGGAACAAUCAGCCUAUGGAGUGUCCACAAGAAGAAGGCGAUGUUCACAAUACAGACAGCCCACGGCGUGGACGAACCACCCCCACUCGAAGAGGUGACAUCUGAAUCGGACCCAAGAGUAAUCGAGGAAUUGAAGAAGGACGACUAUCGAAAGCCAGUGCCUCGAGCUAUCACGUCUCUGGCUGCCGUGCCUGGGACAGAUAUCGUCCUGAGUGGCAGUUGGGAUGGGUGGAUCCGAGUAUGGAAGCUUAGUGACGACAAGAGGUCGUUGCUACCGUUCGGAACGGUCGGAAAGAUUGAUGAGGAUGACAGUGACAGUAAAGGGCAAGAGGAAGCAGAGUCGACACCUUCGAGCACGUCGUCAGGGCCAGCAGUUUCUGCAGGCAUCGAUGUGCCGACAGGGGUUGUUAACGGCUUCAUCAACUCCUUAGCUGUCUUUGAAAGGAGGAAAGAGAUUACAAGCGAAUUUGGCGGCAAGAAAGAGGGUGAAUGUCAAGGUAUCUGCAUUGUGGCAGGUACAGGAAAAGAAAUGCGGCUCGGCAGGUGGAUGAAGCUGCCCCGUGGAAAGAAUGGCGCGAUGGUGUUCGAGGUGCCACUUCGCAGGAAGGAUUAAGACCGUAUGCCUGUAACCUACAAGAGUACAUGUCGGUACCGAGUAGACGAGUGUCAAUGAUCAAGCCGAGUCUAUGUUGAGCAAGA